Messenger RNA from Calliphora vicina (urban bluebottle blowfly), 2094 nucleotides. RefSeq lists its product as uncharacterized. The transcript has 3 exons. The coding region runs from base 103 to 2022 and encodes 639 amino acids. NCBI's taxonomy places the organism in Eukaryota, Metazoa, Arthropoda, Insecta, Diptera, Calliphoridae. The record is from RefSeq and is a predicted model, not a curated record.
UUGGCAGUGUUUGCUUAAUUAUUUAGAUAAAAUUUUUAUGAACUUUUAACGCCAAAAAAAUUGCUCAUAUUAAGAUUAAAUUGCUGAAAAUAUUCCAUUGUAAUGGUUUCCUAUUCCUUUGAAGGUAAUAAACGUCUGUGGACUGUAAGAGAUGAGGAGGAAAAUGAGAAAAUAUUUAGCCAGCAAUCUAUGCCCACUGGGGUUAAAAUUCCUCAUCAUUUCAAGCCUACUUAUUUAGCCAAUGCUGAGUAUGAUGUGGAAAAGUGGCCUUUGGCACAAUUAAUGCGUUUACUAAGAUUAUAUGCGGCUCAUCGUUGUCUAUGGGAUGUUGGCUGCAAAGAUAAUCGUAAUCGUAAAAUGCGUCAUGCUGCUCUAGUUGAUAUAACUGCGGCGCUGGAUGCUGGCUUCUCUAAGGAACAGGUAGUGCAGAAAAUUAAUAUUUUAAGAGCCACCUAUCGUUAUGAAAAAAAGCGCAUUAAGCAGAGGAUACGCCGUGGCUUGGGAGCCCGCACAAAAUUGAAAUGGUUUGCUUUAGCAGAUGCUUUUUUGAGAAAUGUGCCUAAGAAGGGGCAAAGGGAGGAGGAUCCCUCAAAUUCUGAUUCGGAUUUAGAAGAUACUAUAGUAUUCACCAUAAAUCCUGAAUCUUUGGUGCCUUUGGAACAAGAUUACGACACUGAAAACCAUCAAGCAUACAAAGAUAAUGAGGAAAAUUCAUUGGAAGCUAAAGAAGAUAUCUACUCGGAUGAUUCUCAAUUUAACUACAAUGAAAUUGAAACACAAAAAACUAACCACUGUAAAGCCUUAAAAAACAAAAAUGUGGAAACUAAAUUUGAAACAGAUACAUCAGACCAAGAAAUUGAGGAAACUCAAUUUACUGAACAUCAAGUUAAAAGUGAUUUAAUACUAAAAAAGCAAUCCACUUGGACUUUAAAAGAUACUUACAAAUUCAUUAAACUGCUAGAAAAUCAUUCAGUUUUAUUUGAUAAUAACUUGGAAAAUUUCAAAUUUCAACAACGAACCGCCUUAAAAUUGAUAGCCCAAGAAAUGCAUUGCGAAUUUAAAGCUAUCGAAAAACGUUGGUUUAUUUUACAAAAGACUUACAAGGAAGAAAAGCAAACAAUGCAAAAAAAUACCCAAUACAAACCCAAAUAUAAAUGGUGGCCGGCUGCAGAAAAACUUUUUGCAACAAAAUCAAUUACAAAAGUAGCAGAAAGUGUAACAAAUGCGGAAGAUAUGGCUACAAAAGAAGGUAUGUCAAAAUCUGAAGAUGAUAUUACCACAGAGUUCAUAUUUUUGCCUGAAAUGCAAAAUCUAGAAAGCACAGAUGAUGAGAACUAUGAAAAUAGAUUUUUACAAAAUCCUAUACCAUCAGUGGCACCUCCAUCCCACAUGAAUGAAGCUAUGGCUUCACUAUUUCAUUCAAAUGAUGAAGAUGAUGAACUCUCCCAAGAAUCCCAUACAAAUUCUUCCUUUGCCAAAGAAAAUGAUUCCUCAAGCUCCGCUAAAUUUGUGUGGCAUGGCUUAGAGGACGACCUACUAGAAGGCAAGUGGUCGCUUAAGCAUUCUGUCAAAUUCCUAAGACUUUAUGGUGUCCACAAAUGCUUGUGGGACUUAAAUGAUCCGGACUAUCGUACCAGACCAUUACGAAAUGCCGCAAUUGAGGAUAUAGCCGCCUCCAUGGGUCACGGAUUGACUGCUUCCUAUGUGUCAAAGAAAAUUAAAAUUUUUCGCAUUACCUAUAUGCAGCAAAGGAAACGCCUUUUGGAGGCCACUGAAAAAGGUGAAAAGCCGGAAAUUUUAUUAAAAUGGUUCCCGCUGGCCGAUAGUUUUCUUAGGCCUCACAUAGGUUUGCGCUCCAUUAAAUCGGAUGCCAAAGAAAUACCUCAGUUUGAUUAUCAAUAUGUUUAUGCCAAUUUGAGCUUAAUUGAUCCGGCUCUUUUGAACGAUUUUCGUGGCAAGGGCACACAAAAUGCCAUAGAAAUUGGCAACGACAGCGAUAUAAUGGAUAUAGAAGGAGAGUAGCAGUGUUUAAUUCAAAAGUGUUACCUUUUGUUUGUUUAUUUUUAUUAAAGGUUUUUAAAUUACGUGAAAUAA